Molecule: messenger RNA, 604 nt
Organism: Suncus etruscus (white-toothed pygmy shrew)
Lineage: Eukaryota; Metazoa; Chordata; Mammalia; Eulipotyphla; Soricidae
Product: putative solute carrier family 22 member 31
Exons: 2
Coding region: 11-604 (197 amino acids)
Source: RefSeq, a predicted model, not a curated record
GAGGCUACGGAUGGAGCGCGAGUGGAGGGUGUUGCGCUCCGAGGGCCGCUUCGGCCGGACCCGGCGCCUGCUGGCUGCCGCCUCAUGGCUGCCGUGCGUGGCACUGGGGCUGGCGCUGGGCUCGGAGCCGCUGCUCACCGCGCUGCCUCCGCAUCACUGCCGCCCAGACCCUGCGCUGCUGCCCCCAGCGCUGCGCGCCCUGCGGGGACCCUCGCUGCUGGACGCCAGCGUGCCGCGCCUGGGGCCCGACGGGGGUCUGAGUCCCUGCCUGCUCCUGCGCUACUCGGAGCCCGGGCCCCGCGCCCGACCCAAUGGCACGCAACCCUGCACGCGAGGCUGGCACUAUGCGCUGCCUGCUGCUGGCCUGCUGAGUAGCCCUGUGACCCAGGUGGGACCUGCCCUCUGCCCUCGGCCCGCCACCCGCUCCCGCUCGGCUGCACUCCUAUUCCCCCCUCACAGACCCCCACUCACUCUUGUUCUUGGGCUGCCAAGGUGGGAAGUAGAGCGGGAAGGACGUCUGUGCUGCCCCCUCACCCUGGGACCCCACCCCGUUUCAGCCACGAUCUCUGCCCUACACCCUCCCUACUGCCUCUGGGCAGAGUGA